GGAGUAGAGCAGUCGCUGUGGGAGGGAACGCCAGAGCGAGGCUGUGAGCGGAGCAGGUCGUGUUCGGCUCCGCGGCUCCGCUUCAGGUGUGACAGGCAGCGGCCACCCGGCUGAGAGCGAUAGGACGAGCGCGGUUCCCUGAACCGGUGUGAGCGCGGUCACCAUGGACCGCCCGGAUGAGGGGCCUCCGGCCAAGGCCCGCCGCUUGAGCAGCUCGGAACCUCCUCGGGACGACCUGCCGCCGCCUCCGCCGCCGCCGCCUCCGCCGCCGCUAAUGCGACUGCCCCUGCCUCCACCAGAGCAGCGCCCGAGGCUCCGGGAGGAAACCGAGGCGGCACAGGUGCUGGCUGACAUGAGGGGGGUGGGACUGGGCCCCAGUCUGCCCCCCCCGCCGCCCUAUGUCAUUCUGGAGGAGGGGGGAGUCCGCGCGUACUUCACCCUGGGUUCUGGGGGUCCCGGUUGGGAUCCUGCGAUCGAGUCCGGGUACGGGGAGGCGCCCCCUCCCACGGAGAGCCUGGAAACAUUCUCUCCUUCGGAGGCUUCUGGGGGAAGCCUGGAAAUCGACAUUCAGGUUACGGAGCCCAGCAGCUUUGCUGAAGGGAAGGCCCUAGAAACCUGUAGCUCAGGGGGGCGGGGGUACCAGAUGUUAGCCGGUCCACAGGGGAAGGAAGAGGCCAUCAUCAUUGUGGAAGACGACGAAGAGUAUGAAAAGGAAAGUGUGAGAAAGAAGAGAAGGAGGAGGAGGAGGCGGAGGAGGAGGAAGAAGCAGAGGAAUGUGAAAAAGGAAAGCAAAGAGAUGAGUGCGGAGAAGAUAGAGUGCAUCCUGCAGGCACUGGAAAACAUUCAGUUGGACCUGGAGGCGGUGAACAUCAAGGCAGGCAAGGCCUUUCUCCGUCUCAAGCGCAAGUUCAUCCAGAUGCGAAGACCAUUCCUGGAGCACAGAGACCUCAUCAUCCAGCAUAUCCCAGGCUUCUGGGUCAAAGCAUUCUUCAACCACCCCAAAAUUUCAAUCUUGAUCAACCAACGUGAUGAAGACAUUUUUCGUUAUUUGACCAAUCUGCAGGUACAGGAUCUCAGACAUAUCUCCAUGGGCUACAAAAUGAAGCUGUACUUCCAGACAAACCCCUACUUUACAAACAUGGUGAUUGUCAAGGAGUUCCAGUGCAACCGCUCAGGCCGGCUGGUGUCUCACUCCACCCCAAUCCGCUGGCAUCGGGGCCAGGAACCCCAGGCCGACCAGCACAGGAACCAGGACACCAACCACAGCUUCUUCAGCUGGUUCUCAAACCACAGCCUCCCAGAGGCCAACAGGAUUGCUGAGAUUAUCAAGAAUGACCUGUGGGUUAAUCCUCUGCGCUACUACAUGAUGGGAGAAGGGGGCUACAGGGCAAACAGAAAGAAGCAAGAAAAGGAAGAAAGACUUUCCUACAGUAAAAACAGAGAUGAAUGUGAGGUGGUGAUCGUGGAAGACUCUGAUGACUAUCAUUUAAUGGAAGACAUUAUUGGCGAGACCUCAGACAGUGAUGUUAUCACCGACAAUGAGACCAUUCAUGACAUCAAGAUCUCUGACUUCAUGGAGACCACCGACUGCUUUGAGACCACUGACAAUGAGAUAACUGAUAUCAGCGAGAGCCUCUGUGACAGUGAGAGCCCAGACCACAAUGAGACCACCGAUGAGAGCCCUGAUGACAACGAAACCACUGAUAGCAAUGAGAGCGAUGAUGACAACAAUGAGAAUCCUGAUGACAACAAUGAGAACCCCAAUUACAACAGUGAGAACCCUGAGGACAACACUGAUGACAAUGAAGAGAACAGUGAUGACAACGAUGAAAACACUGAUGGUGACAACAAGGACCCCAGUGUUGAUGAUGAGAAUCCCAAAGAUAGCAGCCACUGCAACAACCAAGACAGCAGUGACAGUGACAACGAAGGAGACGAGGCCAGUGAUGAUGAAGAUAACGAUGGUAAUGAAGGCGACAGUGAAGGCAGUGAUGAUGACGGCAAUGAAGGUGACAAUGAAGGCAGCGAUGAUGAUGACAGAGACAUUGAUGACUAUGAGAAUGACUUUGAAGACCCUGACAAGGAUCAGGAUAACAGCAACAACGUGGAUGACUAUGAAGAUGAGGUAGAGAACAUCUUUGAAGAAGAAUCAUCAGUGGAGGAAGAGGAGGGCAGUGAGGAAGAUGACUGGCUAAAGAAGAUGCAAUUUCCUAGGAUGGAGAACUGCAUGGUGGCAGCGAGCAAGGAGGUGAGGACGGUGAUGAUGAGGAAGGAAGCGAGGAGGAGGAAGGAAUCGAAGACUCUGAAGACACCGACAUGGAGGUGCUUCAGGUCCAAAAUGCUUGGACCAACCCGGGGAAGAGAGGCAACACUGGAUAAACAAAUGGUCUCACCCUUGCCCUUGUCGGGGCUGCCUCUCUGUAUUCUCCCUCUGCCCCUUUUGCCCUCCCCCACAGCUAGGGCCUUGAAGCCCCAUAUUGCACUUCUGGGGGGUGACCAACUUCGUACACGGGUUUAAAGUUUAUUUUUAUGGUUCAGUAAUUGCAGAGUUCUUAUUUUGCGGGGAGGGAAAGGGGGAUUCCCCCUUCCUUUUGGCCCUCUUCCCCCGCAGGCUUCUGUGUGCUGCUAUGUAUUUAUUGUGAUGCCUUGAUCAGGGCCCCUCUAUCCUCCUCCUCGUGCUGUAUGGAGUGGACACCCUUGAUCCCGAAGCGGGGAGGGCCGCUGUGGCCUUGGGGGGCUCUGCUGCCA
Molecule: messenger RNA, 2748 nt
Organism: Pteropus alecto (black flying fox)
Lineage: Eukaryota; Metazoa; Chordata; Mammalia; Chiroptera; Pteropodidae
Gene: TSPYL2
Product: TSPY like 2
Exons: 8
Coding region: 164-2518 (784 amino acids)
Biological process (GO): nucleosome assembly
Cellular component (GO): nucleus; chromatin
Molecular function (GO): histone binding; chromatin binding
Source: RefSeq, a predicted model, not a curated record